This is a messenger RNA of Phalaenopsis equestris, 1374 nucleotides long. Its product is annotated as glucan endo-1,3-beta-glucosidase 14-like. Gene Ontology annotation, molecular function: hydrolase activity, hydrolyzing O-glycosyl compounds. Lineage: Eukaryota; Viridiplantae; Streptophyta; Magnoliopsida; Asparagales; Orchidaceae. Gene Ontology annotation, biological process: carbohydrate metabolic process. The record is from RefSeq and is a predicted model, not a curated record. Gene Ontology annotation, cellular component: plasma membrane.
CUUCCCUGCUUCAAACCACACGCAGCAUUGGAGUCGGAAUCAACUACGGCCAGAUUGCCAACAACCUCCCCUCACCCAGACGAGUCGCCACGCUCCUCAAAUCCCUAAACAUCAACAGAAUUAAGCUCUACGACGCCGACCAGACCGUUCUCUCCGCCUUCCUCAACACCAACGUCGAAUUCAUCAUCGGAAUCGGAAACGAAAACGUCGGAACGAUGAUGGACGUCAACAAUGCUCAAGCUUGGCUCCAACAGUUCGUCCAACCUUAUAUCCCCAACGCCGGAAUCACCUGCAUCACUGUCGGCAACGAGGUCUACUCAAGCAACGACACCACCUUAAUGGCCAAUCUCCUCCCCGCAAUGCAGUCUGUUUACCAAGCCCUCGUCUCAGCCGGAUUAGACAAACAGAUAAGCGUCACCACCGCUCACUCCUUCAACAUCUUAGCCAACUCUUACCCUCCUUCCUCAGGCUCCUUUCGCGGAGAUCUAUCUCAGUUCAUCCAACCCCUCCUCAACUUCCACUCCAUGACCAAAUCUCCGUUCCUCAUAAACGCUUACCCAUACUUCGCCUACAAAGAUGAUCCCAAUUCCAUCUCUCUGCCAUACGUUCUUUUCGAACCGAAUCCAGGAGUGGUUGAUCCGAACACCAAUCUGAAAUACGAUAACAUGCUCUACGCUCAGAUCGACUCUGUUUAUUCUGCGAUUAAGGCGAUGGGUCAUGUGGGGGACGUUGAUGUGAAGAUUUCGGAGACGGGCUGGCCGUCCAAAGGGGAUCCAGAUGAGCACGGAGCCAGUCCGGAGAACGCGGCGGCUUAUAAUGGGAAUUUGUUGAGGAGAAUAACGAUGAAUGAGGGGACGCCAUUGAUGCCAUCCGUGCCCAUCGACAUCCAUGUUUUUGCGCUGUUCAAUGAGAAUUUAAAACCGGGGCCGACUUCGGAAAGGAAUUAUGGCCUUUUCUAUCCUGAUGGAACCCCGGUUUACAAUAUUGGCCUCAACGUUGGUGGUCACCUUUCUGGAUAUUCAAACUCGUCCGCUUUAAUAUAUGAGAGUAGAGAUGGGUUGAGCUUUUCACUUGUCGUAGCAGUGCUUACUGUUUUGAUAUUAUACAAUAAAAGAUGAAAAUUUGGCUACCAGAAUGAUUUUUUUGACGGAGUAGCCACUAUUGCAACAUCUGCUUUUGCCUUCAUUUACUUUAUUAGAUUGUGAAGCUGGAGACAUCUCUCAUAAAAGCUGCGGGGUUUUUUUAAGUGGCGGCCUGUUUUGGUUAGAUGAAAAGGGCGUGGCGUAUUAUGUAAAGUGGGAGAGCGUAAUAGAGGAAACGAUUCAACAUUCUUUUCUGUAGACAGAAGAAAAAAAAAAAUUCAACUUCCUGUUA